This is a messenger RNA of Thermochaetoides thermophila DSM 1495, 501 nucleotides long. RefSeq lists its product as uncharacterized. The transcript has a single exon. Bases 1 to 501 code for a protein of 166 amino acids. Lineage: Eukaryota; Fungi; Ascomycota; Sordariomycetes; Sordariales; Chaetomiaceae. Gene Ontology annotation, biological process: gluconeogenesis. Gene Ontology annotation, cellular component: cytosol. Gene Ontology annotation, molecular function: phosphoenolpyruvate carboxykinase (ATP) activity; ATP binding. The record is from RefSeq and is a predicted model, not a curated record.
AUGUUCCGCUUCAUAUCGGACUACAUCUCCAAGAUGGACGGCACCGGGGACUGUGUCCUCGAACCCCAGGCGACCUUCUCACCGUGCUUCGCACAGCCCUUUCUGGCCCCGCACCCCAUGCGCUACGCCAAGAUGCUCGCCGACAAGAAUGAGCAGCAUAACGCCAACGCCUGGCUGCUCAGCACCGGUUGGGUCGGCGCUGGCUUCGCCCAGGGCAGCAAGCGCUGCCCGCUCAAGUACACUCGUGCCAUCCUCGACGCCAUCCACUCGGGCAAGCUGGCCAAGGUCGAGCACGAGACCUACGAUGUCUUCAACCUCCAGGUGCCCAAGACUUGCCUUGGUGUGCCCUCGGAGCUGCUCAACCCCAAGAACCGCUGGACUGCUGGUGCCCAGAGCUUUGAGACCGAGGUCAAGAAGCUCGGCAAGCUGUUCCUAGAGAACUUCAAGAAGUAUGAGAGCGAGGCUAUUGAGGAUAUCAAGAAGGCUGCGCCGGUUGUGUAA